AAAAACCUAUCCCCUCUCAACACUCUACUCUCUUCAACCCCAAACCUCUCAUGGCGACCCGUCCCGGGUGCGAUUUCGAACCCGACCAUCCCAAAACCUCUUCCGCCGCCGCCGCCGCCAUAACCCACAACCCGAAUCGAGUAGCAACCCCGCCAAUCUACCACCUAUCCUUCAACCAAAACCACACCUGCUUCUUAGUUGGACUCCAAAACGGGUUCCGGAUCUUCGACACGGACCCAUUCAAACCCUCAUUCCGCCGCGACAUAGACACACACGGCGGCAUUGGAUUGGUCGCCAUGCUUUACCGCAGCAACAUCUUCUGCCUAGUCUGUGGCGGACCCGACCCUAUUUACCCCAGAAACAAAGUGAUGAUUUGGGACGACCAUGAUUCUCGGUGUAUCGGAGAAUUAUCGUUCCGGUCAGAGGUGAAAAAUGUGAAACUUCGUCGCGAUAUGAUCGUUGUUGUGUUGAAUCAAAAGAUCUUUGUUUAUAAUUUCUUAGACUUGAAGUUAUUGAAUCAAAUUGAGACGGUUUCGAACCCUACUGGACUGUGUGAGAUUUCGCAUAAUUCGUCGCCGAUGGUUUUGGUUUGUUUAGGGUUGCAAAAGGGGCAAAUUAGAGUGGAGAAUUUUGGGUCCAAGAAGAGUAAGUUUGUUAUGGCGCAUGAUUCAAGAGUUGUUUGUAUGAGUUUAACUCAAGAUGGGAGGAGGUUAGCGACGGCGAGCAGUAAAGGGACUUUGAUUAGAGUGUUUAAUUCUUUGGAUGGUACUUUGUUGCAAGAGGUUAGGAGAGGUGUAGAUAGAGCAGACAUCUACAGCCUUGCAUUCUCAUCCAAUGCUCAGUUCCUAGCUGUCUCAAGCGACAAGGGAACUGUACAUAUCUUUAGUCUCAAGGUUGAUUCAGGGUCCCUGCCCUCAUUGCCAAAUGAUAGAUCUCACUUUGCAUCUGAACCAAUUCAUUCUAGACUUUCAUCUCUUUCCAUUUUCAAAGGGGUAUUGCCAAAGUAUUUCAGCUCUGAGUGGUCAGUAGCUCGGUUUCGAUUACCUGAAGGUUUGCAGUACUGUGUUGGGUUUGGCCACCAGAAGAACACCAUUGUCAUCAUUGGCAUGGAUGGAAGCUUCUAUAGAUGUGAGUUUGACCCUGUGACUGGUGGGGAGAUGAUCCAGCUUGAAUAUAUCAAUUUCCUGAACGUGGAGAAUUUCUGAGUCAAUAAAUUUGGGGGUAAAUAUUGUUAAUAUUAUUUUCUCAGGAGACUGGAAUUAAUUGUACAUAUAAACAUGCGAGUAACUAAAAUCGGCUUGGGAUUAACCCCAUUGCAUUGGGCGGUGUAAGAAAAGGUUCUGGUGCGUGCUUCUUGUUAAUAAUGGUGCCCUGUACAUUCACGUAAAAUAGUAGCCUUGACUGUGAGCGUGAUGAAAAGGGACAAACAUUUCUUAGGUGAUCA
This is a messenger RNA of Populus nigra (black poplar), 1444 nucleotides long. Its product is annotated as autophagy-related protein 18a-like. Gene Ontology annotation, molecular function: phosphatidylinositol-3,5-bisphosphate binding; protein binding; phosphatidylinositol-3-phosphate binding. Gene Ontology annotation, biological process: protein localization to phagophore assembly site; autophagy of mitochondrion; protein lipidation. The transcript is spliced from 4 exons. Bases 51 to 1205 code for a protein of 384 amino acids. Lineage: Eukaryota; Viridiplantae; Streptophyta; Magnoliopsida; Malpighiales; Salicaceae. Gene Ontology annotation, cellular component: extrinsic component of membrane; phagophore assembly site membrane; cytosol. The record is from RefSeq and is a predicted model, not a curated record.